GUCGGCGCCAUUCCGCUCCUGUCGGGUAUGUUGGAAAGCGACCAGGAGCCUGCUGGAUUCUGGACCGCGGCCAUGAACAACGUAUGGAGAGACAACGUGGCGGUGACGGGAUCAGACGGUUGGUAUUUCCAGCUGCCGGGCACACCCAUCUCACACAACAUGGACAUCUACAAGAACACAAUCUGCCCCGUCGGCGACCGCAUCGGUGAGUGGUCCCGUAAUCGCUGCCAUCAUCUUCCAGGCAGCUGCAUCCGGGUCUACUUGAAAUGGUUUCCGCGAAAGGAGCCGUGCAACGCCGAGUCCGAUGAGAACCCUCAGAUCCUCUUCAACACCACGUGUUGGGAGGUUGGGAAGGCCUGCUACAAUGCCAUGAAGAUGGGCUCCGUCCACAACCACCACAUGACGUCCGUCGAGGCGAAAUCGCAAGACAUUUUCAUCGUCAAGUUCAAGAAAGCAGCGGGCGUGCCGCACGGUGGCAAGUGGGAGACGGACUACCUGAACAUCCCGCACAUCAAGGACUCCGUGUUCUGUGCUGUUCUGCCGCAGAAUCUCCACAAGAAGUCCUCGCGUCAGUCCCAGUCCGUCCUGCUGCCGCAGAAUGAGCAGUUCCUGACUGCGGAUUCCAUGUGG
Molecule: messenger RNA, 630 nt
Organism: Symbiodinium natans
Lineage: Eukaryota; Dinophyceae; Suessiales; Symbiodiniaceae
Source: the annotation of a GenBank genome assembly